Molecule: messenger RNA, 2950 nt
Organism: Anthonomus grandis grandis
Lineage: Eukaryota; Metazoa; Arthropoda; Insecta; Coleoptera; Curculionidae
Product: solute carrier family 35 member F2-like
Exons: 7
Coding region: 154-1428 (424 amino acids)
Biological process (GO): transmembrane transport
Cellular component (GO): membrane
Molecular function (GO): transmembrane transporter activity
Source: RefSeq, a predicted model, not a curated record
AAAUAUACGCCCGAGCUUAAAAGCGGCGUCGCGGCGCCCUCACCACCACCGCCGACAGAUCCUGGCGUGCCUCGCCUCAGUCUGCCCCACCCUAAAGGGCCGGAUCCUGCGGUAAACAAACAAAAAAAAAUUAAUGAAUCCGCGAGCGGAAUUAUGGGCGAUAACAAUACCCCUGUUCGGACGGGGUUUUGCGAUAAAUUAGGCAAUAACCUUUCCGAACUAGGCAAAUGGAGUGUUUGGCAAAACAUCAUAUUAGGUCAGUUCCUUUCGCUUAUUUUAUGCGGUAUAAACACCUUGGGACACUAUUUGAAUACGGGAUCGAGUGAGGUUUUACCUACCGGACAAUCGUUUCCGCAUUACCUGUUUUUGUGUGCGAUUUACACCAGUUGGUUGGCAUUCCGGCGUGGCGAUAAGGGCCUUAUUUCCAUUAUAAGGGCCAGAGGAUGGCGGUAUUUGCUGUUGUGUAUCAUUGAUGUCGAAGCGAAUACCCUUAUGAGCACCGCACAUCAGUUUACUACCCUUACUAGCAUCCAGUUACUUGGAUGUGUGGCAAUACCGGUAGCUUUAGCAUUAAGUUGCCUGGUACUGGGAGUCAGAUAUCGAAUGGUGCAUAUAUUGGCAGUAUCUGUAUGCCUUAUUGGCGUGGGGUGCUUAGUUUGGGCAAAUAUUGAAGACACUAAGAUUGAUGGAAAGAACCAACUCGUUGGAGACAUGCUGUGCUUGGGGGGCGCAGUCCUAUUCGCUAUAGUAACGGUCCUGCAAGAGCUUUCGGUUAAGAAUACCGAUAUUGUCGAAUAUCUCGGUCUAUUGGGGCUGUUUGGCAGCAUAAUUAGCGGAUUACAAAUGUUAUUACUGGAACAACAAACGUUAGUAUCGUCAGUAACGUGGAAGAACUCCAGCGCCCUUUUGUCGUCAUUUUCGGCAUGUCAGUUCAUGUUUUGCACAUUUUCCAGCGUUUUUUUGUUAAAUAUGGGUACGACGGCCCUGCAUUUAUCCUUAUUAUCCGGAAACUUUUACACCCUCAUAAUAGGUAUUCUGCUAUUUAAUUACAAGUUUCACGCCCUCUACUUCUUGUCAUACACCCUUUCUAUGACAGGGGUGUACAUUUACGCCAUAAAGAGAACAUCCACAAGAGCUGUAGGGAAUGUUUUAGCAUUAAACGCCGAAAGAAAUCAUCAUCACCAUCACCAUUAUCAUCACAAUACGAUGCCUUAUCAACUGAAUAAUCGGCAACAGGGAGACUGCCAGAUGCAAGACCUUAUCGUAGAUAGCGAAGAUAGAAUGAACGAGAUUCUGUUGUCCGGAGGUGGAUUUGGAACUUUAAAUAGUACUGAUACGUUUCCGUUAAGUCAUAGUACUAACACCACUUUUACGUCUUUUUAUGGCAGUCACGAUAUUUUAGGUGCCCACCAAACCACUACUGCAUAAUUAACUAAAUGGCUGUAAUCUACAUCCUGAUAGCGCAAUAUACGACCAGGAAACAUGAUAUUUUUUUGAUUACCAUUUAUUAUUAUUUAAAAUAUUCUAAUUUUGUUUAAGGUAAUUAUAAUAUAAAGGAAUUGUUUAGAAUCAAUUAAAAUAUUUUAAUAACAUUUUUACACCGAUAUAGAGGAGUUUCUGAGAAUGAAUUUAAGAUGAAUUUGAUCGCGAUUCUGGAAUAAGUAGCGAUUAUGCCAGUUUUGAUUGGCGCAUAAUUUCUCACUAUUAUUGAAAAUAUUUUAAGGAAAUAUUCCGGAGUAAGAAGUUAAGUAGUAAUUUCAUUUUUAAUUGGGACAUUAUUUUUUAUUUCAAUACAAUUUUAUUAAUAUGGAUAAGAAUAUUUUUUGGUUGAAGAAAAAGCAUGUCUUAGUUAAUAUUUCCGUAUAAGAACUUCUCUGGAAUGUUCACAGAUGUUUGCGCUAUCAGGGUAACUCUUUAUUUCCCUAAAUUAGUGAUUAAUAUAACAGAAAGGAAUUUUGCGGUCAAACGAUUAAAAUCCAGGUGCAAAAGCAAAAGUCUUGCAAACUCAAGCCUUGGGGAUAAACUAAAUACAAUUCUAAACGUUUUUUUCAAUCGUUUGACCACAAACCCAAUUUUUUUACAUUAAAAAGUUGCUCUGUUUACACUUUUAUUCGUUUAAAAUAUAGACUGAUUAAUGCAAUCGAGUGCUGUCUUGUAUGUAAAUUUCCUUUCGACGAAAUUAUUGUUAAAUUAACAAAAUUGUUAAUUGGGCAUCGGCAUGCUAUCAUGUGCUCUCAUUCUAUUCUAUUUUUAUUUGCAGGGUGGUACUAAGACUAUUUCGCUUAAGAGAUUCAUUUUAACUCUGACCCACCCUGUAUGUCUUAAUAUUGGCAAAAAUGUAUAUAAUGUUAGUUACAGUUUAUUCCCAAAAUUUGCUCAAUUACUUAUAAAUAUUCGUUUAUUAAUUAAAUAUUGUUAAUAUAUUAAUAUUCUUCAUUUAAGGAGCCCAUUUAAUCAUAAGUAACAACUGAUAAAGAGGCGACGUUUUGCAAAAUGUAUUUUGCAUCCUCAGGGAACUGAGAAUAUAUCACAGCGAAACCUUUACAGAUAAAAUCUUUAUAAUUAAAUUUAUUUUCAUCGCCCCUGAGGAUUCAGAAAAUCUAACUUACGAAACGUUGAUUUAAAACCUGUUUACUCUGCUCUUCAAAUAUACCUAGUUUGAAAUAUAGUUCUUAUAGGGAAAAUUGUAUAAAUUAAAUUAAAAUAGUUAAUAUUAAUAAUAAUUGCUAAUACAGGGUGUUUUAGAAUUACAGGGUGGCCAACUUUUUUUUAAAUAACAAAUUUAAUCCACCCCUUAAGAAACAUCCUGUAUAGUGAUUUUUUUGGCAUAUUCCGCUAAGCAACGAACACACUUUUCUACCUUUUGUAUGAUAAUAAGGUUUAACGUCAUUAUUGUGUAUCUACUUAAUAUUCACGGUAUCUAAUAUGCGGUGCUAAAAUAAAAACCUGA